GGCUGGCGCCCGGGAGGUGCUGAAGGGACAGUUCCCGCCGCCGAACUUGCCCGGCCGAGCGCGGGUGGGGCGGCCCGGAGCCGGUGGGGCACGUGAGCCAUGGAGACCAUCUGGAUUUACCAGUUCCGCCUCAUCGUGAUCGGGGACUCCACCGUGGGCAAGUCGUGCCUCUUGCACCGCUUCACCCAGGGCCGCUUCCCCGGGCUGCGCUCCCCUGCCUGCGACCCCACGGUCGGCGUGGACUUCUUCUCCCGCCUGCUGGAGAUCGAGCCGGGCAAAAGGAUAAAGCUGCAGCUCUGGGACACGGCGGGACAGGAGCGGUUCAGAUCAAUAACUCGAUCCUAUUACCGCAACUCAGUUGGUGGAUUUUUAGUAUUUGACAUUACUAACCGACGAUCUUUUGAACAUGUAAAAGAUUGGCUAGAAGAAGCAAAAAUGCACGUACAGCCAUUUCAGRUUGUAUUUCUACUGGUGGGACAUAAGUGUGAUUUAGCUUCACAACGUCAAGUGACAAGGGAAGAAGCYGAAAAACUGUCRGCAGACUGUGGAAUGAAGUAUAUAGAAACCUCAGCAAAAGAUGCUACAAAUGUAGAGGAAUCCUUCACAAUCUUGACAAGAGACAUAUAUGAACUUAUUAAAAAGGGAGAAAUUUGUAUUCAGGAUGGCUGGGAAGGAGUUAAAAGUGGUUUUGUUCCAAAUACUGUGCAUUCUUCCGAGGAAGCAGUAAAGCCCAGGAAGGAGUGCUUUUGCUGACUUCAAACAUGCCAAAGAACMAGAACAAAUUGGAUGUCGCUUCAGGAUAAAUAUCAACAUUAAUGGCAGAAGGAUGCAAUGAUAGCAUUUUAAAAAGUUAGGCCUAUACUAACACUAUUUUGUAAGCUAUUUGAUUCAGAGCACUAUGCUUGUUACACUACAAGAUUGGGUAUUUUGCUAAAUUAUCAGGCGAGGCAGACAACUUUUUGAAACUGGAGUAUCUACAUAAUUUCCUCCAUUCUUACUUCUUACCUUGUUAGCAUAUAGCUGACCUUAGUGUCCAGAUAUGUCAGUAUUAUGCACUUUUCUUGACAGUCCAAAAUGGAUUUUUUUGUCUGAUUGAAGAUUUUAUUAGGAGUUAUAUUACCUUGAGUUAAUUAAUAUUGAAUAUUAAAGUGCAUUUAAAAGUAUGCUGUUCAAUUGCAAAGUAAACAGUCUCAGAAGUAU
This is a messenger RNA of Urocitellus parryii (Arctic ground squirrel), 1200 nucleotides long. RefSeq names its product RAB39A, member RAS oncogene family (gene Rab39a). Gene Ontology annotation, molecular function: GTPase activity; GTP binding. Gene Ontology annotation, biological process: Rab protein signal transduction. Lineage: Eukaryota; Metazoa; Chordata; Mammalia; Rodentia; Sciuridae. The record is from RefSeq and is a predicted model, not a curated record.